Mangifera indica (mango) is the source of this 1404-nucleotide messenger RNA. RefSeq lists its product as uncharacterized. The record is from RefSeq and is a predicted model, not a curated record. Lineage: Eukaryota; Viridiplantae; Streptophyta; Magnoliopsida; Sapindales; Anacardiaceae. The transcript has 5 exons. The coding region runs from base 211 to 1107 and encodes 298 amino acids.
AGUUUAAAAGGAUUAGGGUAAGUAAAGGGCAAUUAACUCAAGGGUGUAAUUCAAAUAAUGGUUAAUCAAAGGCUGGAGGUCAUUGCUAGUACAACAAAUAUCAGGGUUUCGUGAUUUUGCCUGAAAAAGAGGAUCGCCAAGAACAAUAGCGGAAACUACGAGUUGUUGACGGUAAGCGGGAACGCGAGCGAGUGCACAGUGAGGUGAAAAAUGUACCUGAAGAAGCCACUAUGGAGCGAAACGACGUCGAAGCAGUCCUCCUCGUCAACUGAAUCCGAACAGACUGCCGUUUCCGAGCUCAUCAACUCCCUAACUAAACAACGUCUCUACCGCGAAAUCACUCUCGCCCUCCGUAACGGCCUCCGUGAUGCACGUGCCGAUUUCUCCUUCCUCCGCCUCCGUGGCCUCCGUUCCCUCCUCAAAAUCCUCCGCUCCGUCGCACAAUCUGACUCCACCAUUAACCUCUUUUGCCACUCUCAAACCCUUCCCGAUCUUCAAGUUGUGCCUGUUUUGUUUCAACAUUCGUUUAAAGAGGAUUCGGUGGAGGAUGGAGUGACAAGUUUGGAUCAUAUAUUCAGUGUAGAUCCAAUGAAGAUAACGAGUCCUUCAACCGACUCUGAAGUGGCUCUUGCGCUUCGAGUUUUGGAAGGAUGUUGUUUGCUUCACAGAGAGAGCACUAAUUUAGCCCAUCAGCACAAAGCAAUUCAGGUUUUGAUGAAUAUUAUAUCAACGCGAGGAGCACAGGGACAAGGAGCUUGCUUGGAUGCUUUAAUUUCAAUAAUGCUGGAUUCUUCUGCCAAUCAAAUGGAUUUUGAGUUAUACAAUGGUAUAGAGGAAGUUGCAGAGCUCAUAAGAGACAAGCAAGUGGAUGAAAAUCUCAGGUUAAAAUGUGGAGAAUUCCUGCUAUUACUCAUUGGGCAUCUAAAUGGGCGGGAAAGGUCUCCCAUGGCCACCAUACAUGAAGACAUAAGGCGACUUCUUGGUGAAAAAUCUGCAUCAUUGAUAUGGGCAGCAAGUCAAUUUGGCUCUACCCUUAAUCCAGAUGACAGACUGACAGCUUUACACAUUCAAGCUGGCAGGAUUUUAGAAUCUCUAGAUUUGUACUAAUUCUAAUGCUGGAAUUCGCAAUAUUUCAUGGUAAAGUUCCAUUGGUGACCAGAGGACAGAAAGAUGCUUGUAUGUAUCAUAGUAUCAGUGCACCAUGGUUGAGAAUGGUCUCAUUGCAUAAAAUAACUUGCCAGUGUUGUGUUUACAGAGCAAUUUCAAAUUGUGUUUUUAUAUUUAGGGUUAGAGAAUUCAAGGUGUUGUAAAUCUCACCUGUUCUCUCGUGAGAUCUAUCACUAGCAAGAAAAGCAUGUAUCUCAUCUUUGUCCUCAAUCCAACUGUAGCCUGGGCUCUUCUGCA